AUGAAGGUCAAUGAAACUGCAAUUAGGAUGCCGGAACUAGGAAAAAAUAUGUUGAAAUAUAAAAAUUAUAAAAAUAAAGAAAUGGCUUCAUUCAUAGUUUAUGCUGAUCUGGAAAGUGUGUUAAGACCUACCAAUGACCUCCAAAAGCCGCAACAUCAUGUUCCAGCUGCCGUUGGAUACCAUAUGAAAUGUAGUUACGAUAAUAGUCUCUCUUCUUACAAGAGCUAUCGUGGGCAGGACUGUAUGGCGUGGUUUGCAGAUGAGAUGAGUAGUUUGGCUGAAGACCUGGUAACUGUGUUUUGGUGUCCAUAUGAUAUUGAUAUGACGUUUAAACAAGAGAUGAGCUUUCGUAAGGCGACACAUUGCCACAUCUGUGAACAGGCUUUUAUUCCAGAAGAUAAGAAGGUUAGAGAUCACAUACAUUAUUUAUCAAACAAUAAUUAUCGUGGAGCAUCACAUGAAGGCUGUAAUAUUAACUAUAAAGAUAGUCACACAAUACCAGUUGUCUUCCAUAAUCUCAGCGGUUAUGAUGCUCAUUUUAUUCUAACAGAUAUAGCUACAAGAAUAAAGGGAUCUAUCGAUUUGUUACCUAUACCAAAGAGAAGUAUAUUUCUUUCACCAAACAUAUUGAUGAGUAUCCUAUUCAGUUUCGAUUCAUAG
Messenger RNA from Psylliodes chrysocephalus, 660 nucleotides. Lineage: Eukaryota; Metazoa; Arthropoda; Insecta; Coleoptera; Chrysomelidae. The record is from the annotation of a GenBank genome assembly.